AUGAAUACAACGACGUCUGGUCCGAAGUGGAAAUCAUCACGUCCCGCUCACCACUCAAACAAUUCGGCCACCGCAUUCGUCAAUCCAUGGCCCUCCGCAGGAACCCCAACGUGGGCGGAACUCGUUCAAUCAUCUUUUCCACUUGGAUGGUACACGGAUGACCUGAGCAGCCACAAAAGAGCCCGACAACUCAACGUCGUCACUCCCGACUGGGGAACAGCGGAGUUGGAGAAGAAGAAGCUCGACAAGACCAACAGUGUCAUCGGCACAUGGUUGGGUCAUGCGAGUGCCCUGGUCGAGGUGCCACCGCUCGAGAACUCCGAGCACAAGAGCAUAUGGCUUCUUUUCGACCCCAUCUUCUCCACGCGAGCAGGGCCGACUCAAAAUAGUGGUGUCGCUCGUUUCAAGCAAGCCCCCUGUCAACCCGAGGACCUGCCAGGAUGCGACGCAGUCUUCAUUUCCCACAACCACUACGACCAUCUAGAUGCCGCCUCGAUCAAGGGAGUCCUCAAGAAAUUCCCCCGGGCCAAGUUCUUUGUCGGGCUGGGCAUCAAGCAGUGGAUGUCGUCUAUGGGGGUCCCGGAUGCACAAACCUGCGAAAUGGACUGGUGGCAGAAUCGCGAAUACAGUCUAGAAGACUUUGGAGUCCAACCCACACCAGCGUCGACGAAUCAGAUCAUUUUCCGGUUCUCGUGUGUCCCUGCCCAGCACAAUUCUGCACGGAGUCCUGUAGACCAGGGGCGGACGCUGUGGUGUGGUUGGGUUGUCGAGCGCUUUCUCCGCUCACAGGACGAAUCUAGCGAAUCGAAGGCGACCAGGCAAGGGGUCAUCUACCACGCCGGUGAUACAGGCUAUCGGAGGACGUCGAGAUCAGAGGUCGUCUGCCCGAUCUUCAAGGAGAUUGGGGACAAAUUCGGCCCUAUCGAUCUUUCAUUCAUUCCUAUAUGGCGCGGGGGCACUCUUGGAUUCUUUUCGUACAUGGGGCUUCGACUAUCCCAUAACGACAUCCCCGCGGCACUCCACGCCUCUCCAGCAGACGCCAUUGCGAUACAUCUCGACGUCCAAUCCCGCAACACCGUCGGAGUCCACUGGGGGACAUUUGUCGGUUCGUCCAGCGAGAGUUAUGAAGCGAUGAUUGAGUUCGCUGAGGCGCGUGAGAAUCGCGCCGUUGAAAGUCUAGACAGUGAGAGCGAGGGUGACCACGGUCGCGCGGGUUUGUUAGAUAUUGGCGCGAGUCUGGCUAUACGCAUUGUCUAA
Messenger RNA from Fonsecaea nubica, 1257 nucleotides. RefSeq lists its product as hypothetical. Bases 1 to 1257 code for a protein of 418 amino acids. Gene Ontology annotation, biological process: N-acylethanolamine metabolic process; N-acylphosphatidylethanolamine metabolic process. Gene Ontology annotation, molecular function: zinc ion binding; N-acylphosphatidylethanolamine-specific phospholipase D activity. The record is from RefSeq and is a predicted model, not a curated record. The transcript has a single exon. NCBI's taxonomy places the organism in Eukaryota, Fungi, Ascomycota, Eurotiomycetes, Chaetothyriales, Herpotrichiellaceae. Gene Ontology annotation, cellular component: cytoplasm; membrane-bounded organelle.